Messenger RNA from Pectinophora gossypiella (pink bollworm), 1459 nucleotides. Its product is annotated as circumsporozoite protein-like. Lineage: Eukaryota; Metazoa; Arthropoda; Insecta; Lepidoptera; Gelechiidae. The record is from RefSeq and is a predicted model, not a curated record. Bases 575 to 1129 code for a protein of 184 amino acids. The transcript is spliced from 7 exons.
GCACCGGUAAUACCGUAACCAAGCGACCUGUCGUUAAGGUCUGCCCGUUGCCUAUUGAUUAGGUAUUUCUUUUACUAUUUCAUUGCAUGUUGUAGUAUUCUAAGUUUAGCAUAGUUUCUUAAUAAAAUAAGCAUUAUUUUAUGGUCGGCGGCAUGUUCCGUACUUCUUUUAAAACCAAUUGUCACAAGCACAAGACGGUUAUUUCUAGUUCGUAAUUUAUGUAUUUCUAUUCAUCCAAAUCGAUAGCUAAUUUGAAUUUUGGAUAUGAUCAAAACGCUUUGCAAAGUGCACUAAUGAAACGCACACGACAGUGCUGCCAACGUGAAGAGACUGAACUACGUCUCUUUCUCAUUGCAUUCUCAAGACUUUUCAAGUCGAAUAACAACGGCUCAACGAGCUCAUACGCCUUCUAGGCUUUUCUAUUUCCCAAAAGUGCUCAAUUACUCCAAAUUAUCGACACAAGACAAGUGCAAUCUUACACACAAGGACUAUAUACACUGCCUGUGGUGAACGAGACCGGGGCGCCCCGAAAUCCAGCAGACGAGGAGCUUCAGGUGGACAACGAUGUGUCAACAUGUGGGACGAAGGAUGCAUUAACAGCCAACUUGGAGGUUCAGGUAGCGAUGACCACUACCUAGGCGGUGGCGGCUUCAACCCUGGCAAACGCUGUGUCAAUAUGUGGGACGACGGCUGCAUCAACGGGCAACUGGGCGGAGCAGGCAGUGACGACAACUUCCUAGGCGGCGGUGGGUUCAACCCCGGCAAGCGAUGUGUCAACAUGUGGGACGACGGGUGCAUCAACGGACAACUGGGAGGAGCAGGCAGUGACGACAACUUCCUAGGCGGUGGUGGGUUCAACCCCGGCAAGCGAUGUGUCAACAUGUGGGACGACGGGUGCAUCAACGGACAACUGGGAGGAGCAGGCAGUGACGACAACUUCCUAGGCGGCGGUGGGUUCAACCCCGGCAAGCGAUGUGUCAACAUGUGGGAUGACGGGUGCAUCAACGGACAACUGGGAGGAGCAGGAAGCGACGACAAUUUCCUAGGAGGUGGUGGCUUCAACCCAGGCAAAAGGUCUCUCCAUAACUUAAUUGCCAAACUACACAAGACUCACAACAAGAUCAACUAACUUUCUUUCCCUGUAAUAUGCUACCCUCUUGUCCCUUUCACAAAUAUUUCUGAACCGUCAGAAUGAAAGGGACAGAAGGUUUACAGUCAACGAACCUAGUUAACUACCUAGUCUCGUCACCAAGAUAUUUUGUGGAUUUUGUGAAUAAAAUAUUUGAAAAUAAAUAUUUGGUUUACUUGCUAUGAAACCCCAUGAGUUAGACAUUGGUCGUCAUACAAGAAAAUAAAGUAUAUGAAAUAUCCUGUUGAUUUAUAUACGCUUGUAGAUAUUGAAUCGGUAGACCAAGUAGCCCUCUCUUUUACUUGUUAAAAUACUUCUAACACACUGAAC